This is a messenger RNA of Lithohypha guttulata, 2433 nucleotides long. RefSeq lists its product as uncharacterized. Gene Ontology annotation, cellular component: cytosol. The record is from RefSeq and is a predicted model, not a curated record. The transcript has 2 exons. Gene Ontology annotation, biological process: glycerophospholipid catabolic process. Gene Ontology annotation, molecular function: A2-type glycerophospholipase activity. The coding region runs from base 1 to 2433 and encodes 810 amino acids. NCBI's taxonomy places the organism in Eukaryota, Fungi, Ascomycota, Eurotiomycetes, Chaetothyriales, Trichomeriaceae.
AUGAGCGCUGCCCACCUAUUGCGCUCUAAGAUUCUGCGAUAUACCACCCUAGCAGGCGUCUGUGGUGGUUCUGCUUGGCUUCUUCUACCGAGACGAGUCGCAACCUUGCAUGACAGCGGAUCGAGUCAGGCAUGGCCAUCCACCGACGCAGCUCUGAUCGGACACGCUCGGCGAGUGCAAAAUCACUUUGCUAGCACUCAACCACAGCAGGCGCAGCAGCACUCCAAGAAGGAUGAUGCCGAGACUAUCGAUCAUGCAACGAAUGCUGAGACAUAUUCCGCUGCCUUUGAGGACGAUGACGAGAAUUCGUGGAUGCAGUUCUCGCGCAAUCUGGAUGUUGUGUUGGACGGUAUCAAACGCAUAGAAUGGGCUGGCUUAGGGGACAAGAUUACAGAGCUGGUUUUACCCACCUGGGCCAAACAUCUACCCGAAAGCAUUCAGAAAUUAAACUCCGAACUGUCGCUGAAGGAGGGAAGUUUGGCAAAUGAAAUAUGGCAAGAAGCCCAUGAUCCCUCGAUCAAUCCCGAGGUCUUGUGGAACGCUAGAGUAAGAGUGGGAAAUACUUUGAGCAACGAGGAACUCAGGUUCAGGAAGCGCCGGAAGGAGUACAUGGUUGAGCAUUUCAAGAAAUACAUGGACAUCAAAGAAGAUGUUCAUCCUGACGACAUUCCGACCAUAGCAAUUUGUGGCAGUGGUGGAGGACUUCGCGCCCUCGUAGCUGGUACCAGCUCAUAUCUUUGCACACAAGAGGCUGGCCUAUUUGAUUGCUGCACAUAUACUGCCGGAGUCAGUGGUAGCUGUUGGUUGCAGACCCUGUUCUUUUCCUCUGUUGGGAAGCAAAGUCAUGCAGUUAUGCUCAACCAUAUCAAGUCUCGUAUAGGCACUCAUAUCGCCUUUCCUCCACCAGCACUAAAAUUGUUAACAAGCGCACCAACAAGCAAAUUCAUCCUGAGUGGGUUCAUAGAGAAAUUAAAGGGCGACCCUGGGGCUUCAUUUGGGCUCGUCGACGCGUACAGUCUACUGCUUGCUGCACGCCUGAUGGUACCGAAAGGGGACUUGGAUGUUCAAGCCAAAGACCUAAAGCUAUCGAACCAAUCAGCCUAUCUCAAGGAUGGAGCUUAUCCCAUGCCCAUAUACACCGUCGUGAGACACGAGAUCCCUAUCGAAGAGGAGGUUGCCGCAGAAAAUCCAGCAACCCCAACCGACCGUGCAAAAGCAGUUGCUAGAGCAAAGAGAGAAGCAUGGUUUCAGUGGAUCGAGCUGCAUCCAUGGGAAGUCUUCUGUGAAGAGUUUGGAGCAGGAAUCCCAACUUGGAGCUUGGGGCGGCCAUUUGAAGGUGGCCAGAAUAAGAUUCUUGAGACAGGUGUUGCACUGCCUGAAAUUCGACAGAGCUUGUUACUUGGUAUAUAUGGAUCUGCUUUCUGCGCCACACUUGCACAUUAUUACAAGGAAGUCAAGCCUAUCCUUUCUGGUCUUGUAGGCUUUGGUCAGCUAGACAGUCUUCUUGAAGAGAAGAACCAGGACUUGGUCAAGAUCCAUCCAAUUGAUCCUGCUACAAUUCCAAACUUCGUGUACGGAAUGGAAGGCCGAUUGCCGGAAACAUGCCCAGAAUCCGUGUUCAAAUCAGAUCAUCUACAAGUCAUGGACGCAGGCAUGAGCAACAAUCUACCCAUUUAUCCUCUCCUACGACCUGGUCGAGAUGUGGACGUCCUCGUUGCCUUCGAUGCCUCUGCUGAUAUAAAGAAAGAGAACUGGCUCUCUGUCGUUGAUGGGUAUGCGAAGCAAAGAGGCAUUAAGAGCUGGCCUGUUGGUACAGGUUGGCCAAAGCAAUCGUUGAAACCUCAGGAGAACGCUGAAGAGUUCGAAGAAGCUCAGAUCUCAUCACCACAGGAGGCUGCGAAGAAGUUUUCUCAGAUUCGUGGCGGUGCCACGGAAGCUCAAAAGCAAGCGCAAGCGCAGGCUGUGGAUGCCAACGAGCCGGAUUCUCAUGCUCGAAGAGGAGAGCAGGGGGAGCUUGGGCACUGUAGCAUUUGGAUUGGUACCAAGCAAGAGCGAGACUCAGGUGACGAGCCACCUCCAUCGAAGCGCUUGUCGUGGGAAGAUGCCGACGAUUCUAGUUUCCAGCUCAUGGAACCUAAUGCAACAAUGGCAGUGGUAUAUUUCCCACUCUUGCCGAACAAGAAAGUGGCAGGCGUUGAUCCUGAUCAAACAGACUAUCUUAGUACCUGGAAUUUUAUCUAUACACCAGAGCAAAUCGAUAAAGUGGUGGAGUUGGCAAGGACGAAUUUCAAAGAAGGAGAGGAGGCCACAAAGAGAACCAUUCGAGCUGUCUAUGAACGAAAAAAGGCCUCCAGGCUCCAGCUCGAAGACCAGAGCAAGCUUAGGUCACUGAGAAAGAAGUUGAAGCAUGAUGCAGAUAUGUUUCGUGGCUGA